AAUCUAAGAUAGUGUUGUACACAAGGAAGUAUUUCAUGUUGAGUCGUCUGACUCGUAGCCCAGAACAUGUAAUGCUUCAAUAACAGUCAGUGUGCACUUAAUACUGACAGAGACGAGAUACAGAAUGACUGACGACUAUAUUCUGGUGUUCGUACUGCUCAUACCCUAUACAGCAUGCAUAAGCGGUAAAGGACAAGGGGAGGAGUGUCGACAGACGUCCGAGUGUGUCAGCAAUGCUGAGUGUUGGGUCAACGUCUGUCAAUGCAACAUCGAGCACUACCCCUUGAAAGGACAGUGUGAACAACGUCUUCUCCCGAACAUGCCGUGUUCUGGCGAUAUGGAGUGCGUGGACGGCGCCAGCUGCCGUGCCAACUACUGCCAGUGCGACGACACACACUACCACGCUAAUACCUUUGACAAGCGGUGUGUGGCAUUGAGUGAGCUGUUCAUCCGAAACAUACGGUCGGUGACAACUACGUCGACAACAGCUGCGGUUACAUGGGCCACGCCUGAACUACCGCCUGUGGCAUCCACUUUCAAGUAUCAUGUCUUGUGUAACGGCAAUAGAAGGACAUUCAUCAAACCGUUCGAAAUCCUCGACUUAACUGAUCUGACGCCUGGAACGGCUUUCAACGUCACCGUCAGUGUCGCCGUAGAUGAGAACAGCAAGAUUAAGAUAGCACCACCAAGAACAGCCACCAUGCGAACUCCGCCUGCAGUGCCAUCCGACUUACGACAUGACUAUGACACAGCAUUCCUGUUCGUCUACUGGUCAGUCCAGGGUCACGCCGACUCCUUCAAUGGGUCACUGUGGUCCAGUUCCUCCACACAGAGAUUCACCACCCCAUAUACAAGCUACAUGUUCCCACGACCAAACACGACCUCAGUCCAGAUUCUCUGUGUGUCGGCCCGGAGCGGAGACCUUUACAGCCAGAUGGCCUGCUAUACAUUUCAUAUGGACACAACUGACGAUAUUGCGAUGACCACGUGGCAAUCGUCAGUGCCAACAUGGUCGUUGAUCCUGGCGAUGUUGAUGGCCUGCACCAUUAGUACCACUGCUCUUCUGAUUGGCUUUCGAUUCCGUCAAAAAUGGUGUUCCUGUGUCAGUGUGAAGGGAGGUAACUUUUACGACGUGAUCCAGUUCCGGAGAUCCAGGGUGACACUGGACUCCAGCUAUGACAGAGAAUACGAAGGCUCGACGUAUGUAAACCAACCUGUCUCGGCUGGUGUGACAAGGACAGAGAGGGUUGUGUUUGAGAACGACACAGAGAGUGACGAUGUCGUGGAGUGUGUGUAUGAUCAACCUCGAACUGUCAACAUGAGGGGCGGUGGGGUAGCCUAGUGGUUAAAGCGUUCGCUCGUCACGCCAAAGACCCGGGUCGAUUCCCCACAUGGGUACAAUGUGUGAAGCCCAUUUCUGGUGUCACCAGCCGUGAUGUUACUGGAAUUGCUAAAAGGGUCGUAAAACUGAACUCAUUGGCAACACGAAGAUCUGAAUAGUGACUGAUAUAGUGACUGAUGGACGAAAUAGAAAUUCAUUAUUGGACCAAUCAAAGCAGACAAUCGAUUUUUCAGAAACUAGAAACUAGACACAUACACCGCCUAAGUCCCGUCUACAGUUCGAACUGCAUACAUUUGCCAUUUGUGUUUGUGGUGGUUUGGGGAGAGCUAUCUCUACCUCUUCCCAAAGUUACGAAUGACUGAAGUGGUUUUAAUGUAAAAUAAAUAAUAGUUCAUA
Messenger RNA from Haliotis rubra (blacklip abalone), 1738 nucleotides. RefSeq lists its product as uncharacterized. The record is from RefSeq and is a predicted model, not a curated record. The transcript is spliced from 8 exons. NCBI's taxonomy places the organism in Eukaryota, Metazoa, Mollusca, Gastropoda, Lepetellida, Haliotidae. Gene Ontology annotation, molecular function: protein binding. The coding region runs from base 125 to 1342 and encodes 405 amino acids.